AUGAUGCUUUUAUCUGAUAUUAACAGAGCUGGACAAUAUGAAAUUAUCAAAGCAUUGAUCUGCCACUCUCCCGGUCUACUAUGCAGCGAAGGCGAACGUAAUUACACUGCUUUACAUAUGGCCGUAGCUUACGGUUGUCCCUUUACGGUGGAAAUUCUACUAGAUCGAGGAGCUGAUACUUAUAGAAGGCAAGAAUCAGGAUUGCACGUAGCAGCUCAAUACGGCCAUACUGAAAUUAUAAAGCAACUUAUAGAUAGCGGUGGUGAUCUAUCAUUAGAAAAUGUUAAGGGGAAGAAUCCUUUAGAAGUGGCCAUCCAAUAUUAUCAACAAGAUGUCGUUACUUUGAUGGUAACCUCAUUAAGGGAAAAGGAUCUCUUAUUAAAAGUUGGAGAAGGAGACAUAACAACUUUUCAAUCUAUCAUUCUAGCGAUGCCAGAAGUAGCCGAGAACAUAAUGGAUAAAUGUAUCACAAAGAUCGCCUCAUCAGAUAUCAAAAAUAAAGAGAAAAUUAUGGUCCAAUAUGACUGUACAUUACUUGAGCCUGGUAUUGAAUUUGAAUAUUCCCAUGGAGCUCCAAAUGGAAUCGGUAGCUUUAAUGCUUUAUUGGUGAAUAUGAAACUUUACGUCCUGUUUAUCACUACAAUUUUCAAUUUUUAUCUAUAA
This is a messenger RNA of Trichoplax adhaerens, 663 nucleotides long. RefSeq lists its product as uncharacterized. The transcript has 5 exons. NCBI's taxonomy places the organism in Eukaryota, Metazoa, Placozoa, Uniplacotomia, Trichoplacea, Trichoplacidae. Bases 1 to 663 code for a protein of 220 amino acids. The record is from RefSeq and is a predicted model, not a curated record. Gene Ontology annotation, molecular function: protein binding.